AUGAACCGCCGGUCGGUGGUAUUGACGCUCGUGCUUGUCGCCUCGGUGUUUGUACUCGAUGAAAUUCAAGCCAAUUUGGCUGCCAGUUCCUCCUCCGAGUGUUGCAACACUUGCAUCGGCAAGACUUCGUCCGUUCCUUACAGCUACGACCCCGUUGUCUUCAACGACUGCACCAAGGUAACAGGAGGUGUCUGCUGCUUUGACUGCGGUAGUCUAGGAGACCCCACCUAUGGCGACAGUGUAUCAUACGGAGACGACGGCGUCACGGCUGUCGUGAAAGCGGGAUCCUACGUUUCGUUCACGUGGAGUGGCGUCGAGAACGUCACGUACGUGUCACUCAAGACCGGUCAGAAGAAAACCGUGACGCCUUCAAGUUCCGAUACAUCAGCAGAGAAGAAGUCCGAUACUUUUUUGAUCUGCGCAAAGGCCGCAGGUACCAUUUACUUUCGAGGCUGGGGCAGUGACGCCUGUCGCGAGGCGUCUCCAGAGCACGCGGUGACUGUGGAGACCGGUGACUCCAGCGACAAUACGUGCAAUGCGAACGACGUUCAGGUGCCUACUUCCGCUCCGAGUUCUAGUAAGAGUUCUGGUUCUAGCUCGAUAGAGGCUGAUGAAACUGUGGAGAGCUGCAACGAUCAGCGAGCGAGCGUGCAGGUGGUCGAUGGUAUGCGGACUUGCGUGUGCGUGUCGGACUGGACGCACCCUCCGGAAUGCGAUCGGUGGCCUGUGUGGAAGUGGCUCGUGACGAUCGGCGGUGCGCUUGCCACGCUGUUUUCCAUUGCGCUUUCAGUGCGAGCAUUCGUCCAAAGCAAAAAGAAGAAACAAGAAGAGGAGGAGAAUUAUCAGAUGAACCUGGCCACGAAGAAGCACGAAGAGGAAUAUAAAGAGAACUUGGCUCCGAUGGGGACUAAAAGCGACGUCGGCUUGGCUGAAAGCGGAUACCAUGGUGCUCCAGCGACCCCGUCCAAGGAGGUGCAGCGGACACCUGGAGGUACUCGAAAACCAGAUGAGCGCUUGUUCUCACUCUGA
Phytophthora nicotianae INRA-310 is the source of this 1029-nucleotide messenger RNA. RefSeq lists its product as hypothetical. The record is from RefSeq and is a predicted model, not a curated record. Lineage: Eukaryota; Oomycota; Peronosporomycetes; Peronosporales; Peronosporaceae. Bases 1 to 1029 code for a protein of 342 amino acids. The transcript has a single exon.